Polistes dominula (European paper wasp) is the source of this 1660-nucleotide messenger RNA. RefSeq lists its product as uncharacterized. Gene Ontology annotation, cellular component: plasma membrane. Lineage: Eukaryota; Metazoa; Arthropoda; Insecta; Hymenoptera; Vespidae. Gene Ontology annotation, biological process: sensory perception of smell; detection of chemical stimulus involved in sensory perception of smell. Gene Ontology annotation, molecular function: odorant binding; olfactory receptor activity. The record is from RefSeq and is a predicted model, not a curated record.
AGUAAAACUUAGAAACGUUAUUUGAUGUAAAGGAAGUUAUUUUGUUUCAUUUAAUUUUCACAUAAGUUGGUAAGAUAAUAGGACUUGUUCGAAAGGAGAUCGUAUAACUGACUAACGUAUAUGGUAAAUUGAAUCUUUCUAGAGUUUAUCUACUUAAAAUAGAUAUGAACAGUGAUUUGGAAAGAUUUUCUUAACUACUAAAUGCUUUUAUAUCGAUCGUACAUAUAUAUUCAUGUACAGUAGGAUGGAAAUGUACGUAACGUUACGUAUAUGUACCCUAUUAUACUCAUCAAAUGAAAAUUUAUGAAAAUCACGAAUAGUUGUCUCGUCGUAACUCUUCGAUCAACUGUACAUUUAAGUUAGACAUUGAUUUAAGAUAAAUUGUUACUAUAAUUUACGGAUAACAAUGACAAAACUGGAAAUAUAUCGAGCUUACGCUCGUUUUGUAAAACGCAUGCUUCUUCUUGGUGGAAUCUACCCUAUGAAAAAAAGUUCAUUUCUUUAUCGACAGUUGCCUGUUUUAACGUUAUUAACUAGUUUUGUUAUGUUUUAUGGCACCGUCAAAUUUUGUUUACAUAAUUUUAGUAAUUUAAGUGUUUUUACUAAAGGUCUAAGUCUCGUAGGCAGUUUCUCUUUGAUGAUCGUAAAGGUACUCAUGAUCGAUAUUGCAUUUAUGUUCAUUAUAUAUCGUAAACAAUUUUAUGAAUUACAUAAUACCCUCGAAUUAAUGCAUAAUAAAGUACUUGAAAAUGAUCAAUUUAAACCGAUCGUAUUAUCGACGAUCAAUUUAUUUCGAUAUCCAGCAUACAUGGUAUAUUAUUUAAUAUUAGGUACCAUGAGUUUAUAUAUUUUUGCACCAAUUAUUAUUAUUGGAUACGAAGGUAUCAAAGGUAUACAACCUAAACAUUAUGGUCUUCCAUUUCUAACCAAUUUUCCAUGGAUCAAUGGAACACCUGGAAUCAUUUAUCAAAUACAAUUUUUGUUCGAGACACAAUGCAUUUGGUUUAUUAUAUUUGUUACCGGCGGCGUUGACUCUUCUUAUGGAUUUUAUUUAUUUCAAAUGAUUGGUCUAUUGCGUGCCAUGUCAUUCGAAUGUGAAAACGCAUUUAAAUCUUCUUACAAACUCAAGAAUAUCUUGCACAAUUGCAUAAAAAAACAAGUAAAGUUGUUACGUUGUCGUGACAUUAUUCAACAAAUUUAUGGACCCAUUGUGCUUGAUUUAAUGCUUACUAAUGCUAUUGUCUUAUGUGCACUAAUAUUUCAAGCAUUUCAGGUAAAAAAUCAAAUGUUAUUAUUUUGUUUAAUAUGUUACAAUCUAAAUGUAAUGAAAAGUAUGAUGUUAUUUGUUAAGACAGAGAUGACUGCAGGUAAAAUGCUUUUAUUUGUAAUUUAUGGAUUAUUGAAAACUAUUCAAGCGUUUAUGUACUCCUGGUAUGGAAGUAUUGUUGCUUCAGAAAGUGAAGCAUUUCGACGAAGUGUAUAUUGUAGUAAAUGGUACGAAUACGGUGAUAAUAUAACGCUUAUGAAAGAUGUUUUGAUCAUAUUGUCACAAAAACCGAUCGUAAUUGUGGCAUGUCAUUUUUUAUAUAUUUCAUUGAAUAUCUUUAUUAAGGUAAAAAAAAAAAAGAAAAAGAACGCAAAUAGCACAAUUAAAUAUUAG